GAUUUAAUCGUGGUGGCGCAAAAGUCAAUAUCGAGACAGUAUAUUUACUUUAAAGGCCCUAAAUGUAGUUACAAGUCCGUGGCUAAAAGAUUCAUAGACAGCGAGUCAGAUUACAUGAUUCUGAAUGCGUGAUGAAAUGCGCAUUACGGUUUGAAGUGAUAUUGAUUAAGUGAAAGGAUAUAUAUUGAAAUUAUCUAUGAAUACAAACAAAAUUGAACAUGCGCUUUCAGGCGAUGUUCAGUAUGUACUAAUUUAACGUAGCUUUAUUUUCUGUUUGUAUUACAGGACUAUGUAAGAGGCGGAAGAACGUAAGACUCCGUAUUGAAAGCAUUGCAUCGGAAUGGUUUUCUGUUUGGUAUCGGGUAAUGGCUGAAUAGCCGAAUUACUGUACUCGUCUCUACUGGAUAUAAUGGAAUUAAUAAUACUUUCUGUGUAAAGAAAUCAUUCCACUAAAACUGCCAAAGAACUGCCAAAUACAUACCAACGUUGCUCAAAAUUGUUUACUUUAUCCUUCCGUCAACUCUAACUUCUAAAGGUGUAUAGUUGUGGUUUUGUUGGAAGUUGUGCUCAUGAUGUCGUCGGAAACAGCUGAUAGCCUUAUAGAAGUUUUACGGGAGCAGUGUCUAACGAGGGGCUGCAAUGGAAUUAAGGGACUUAGUGUGAUUUUCAGGGCAAUGGACAUUGACUACUCAAAAAGGAUUGUGUAUGAAGAACUAAAAGUAGCUCUUGAGAGGUUCGGGAUAUUGAUAUCUGAAAGUUAUCUACAUACACUCUUUGAUGCUUUAGAUUUGAAUAAAAGCGGCGGUAUAGACUUUUGUGAGUUUAUGCAUAAACUCCGCCCACCAAUGAAACAAUGCAGAAUUGACGUCAUCGAUGAAGCUUUCGAAAGGCUUGACGUAAAUAAAGACGAAGCUAUAAUGUUGGAUGACCUUCAAGGUAAUUUUUGCUCAUUUGUCUAUUCGACCAAUGCGAAGCAACAUCCAAAGUUUAUUUCCGGUGAGUGGACGGAAGAGCAGGUGCUUCGGAACUUCUUAGACAGUAUCGAUACACCUGGUAACCCGGAUGGAAAAGUGACACGUGAAGAAUUUAUGAACUACUAUGCGGGUGUCAGUUCUACAGUGGAAGAUGACUGUUAUUUUGAUCUUAUGAUGAGGGCGUGUUAUGGUCUUCCAAACAGAGGAUCCUGAAAGUGUUUUAGAAUGCGUGCUGCCUUUUUACAUCUAUUAACAUAAAAAGUAAUAUUAAUUAUAUUCAAACGACAUAUUUUGUUUGAUUGUGCUAAUAUUUACUAGUAGCUCUACUCUGCUGACUUUGAAAUAUGGGUAUGAAACCACGCUGUUUGGCUAAGAUUCUUUUAUGAUUACUUCUAAAAUCGCAGUUGUGGAUUAAUUUUUAGUUCAACAUCGUUUAUGAAAAGAGAAGAGGUAUGCAAAAAUAACUUUUGAACACGCUUAUCGGACGAAAUGGCCAAAAUAAUAAAUCACAUGCCAGUAUAUGCACUGGUAAGAUUUCCCAAUAAUAAAAUUAAUUUGAUUGUAAUAAAACAAGAACAUUGGUUACAUUGCAAAA
Mercenaria mercenaria is the source of this 1569-nucleotide messenger RNA. RefSeq names its product calcyphosin-like protein. The record is from RefSeq and is a predicted model, not a curated record. The coding region runs from base 570 to 1187 and encodes 205 amino acids. Gene Ontology annotation, molecular function: calcium ion binding. The transcript is spliced from 2 exons. NCBI's taxonomy places the organism in Eukaryota, Metazoa, Mollusca, Bivalvia, Venerida, Veneridae.